Messenger RNA from Polypterus senegalus (gray bichir), 1924 nucleotides. RefSeq names its product gem (nuclear organelle) associated protein 7 (gene gemin7). The record is from RefSeq and is a predicted model, not a curated record. The transcript is spliced from 2 exons. Lineage: Eukaryota; Metazoa; Chordata; Cladistia; Polypteriformes; Polypteridae. Gene Ontology annotation, cellular component: SMN-Sm protein complex. Gene Ontology annotation, biological process: spliceosomal snRNP assembly. The coding region runs from base 196 to 621 and encodes 141 amino acids.
UUUCUCGGUGUCAUAUAACGGUUGCCAUUCUUUAUUUGAUUUUAAGGUGCAAAGGUUCUAGUGAAUGUUGUGUUUGAAAAUGUUAAAUGAUAACUCUAGGCAGGUUUACGCAAGUUUUUUUUACUUAAUUAAACGUUUUUACCAUCCGUAAUAUUACAAUAUCACUUCAGAUAUUUCUUAGGAUUGACAUCAUGUAUGUGGAAGAGCUUACGGGCUCAAGCAAUGAAGCCAGUGUGUGUAUUACGGAUGCCUCGUGGUCCAGAUGGCAGCAGUCGUGGGUUUGAUCCCACUUCAGAACGUUACCUGGCACUUUGUCCUACCACAAUCUCAUCCUCAGAUUCUGCAGUGGACUCAGCAACGUUCGUUGAAGAGCAGAAGGCACGUACAGUUCUAAGAGAGCGGUACAUACGCAGCCUUCUGGCCAUGGUGAAAAAAGAUGUUCACUUCACCAUGUAUGAAAGAGUCAAAGUAAAUGCAGUGUUUGGUGCCUCUGACAUAGAUAUCCUCAACUUUCAAGUGUCUGAUUUACAGACACCACUAGGAGUUCAGAAGGAAGCUUUGAUCAGGUGUCCUGAUAUCAUUUCUUACUCAUUCAGCAUAGAUGCUGGUCUGAAAGAUUGACAGUUCAUCAAGCAUGAACUCAAAGCUGAAAAGUCUCCAAUCCAGUUACUUAAUAUGAUGACAGAUUAAGUUUACCUGAGACUUUCAUUUCUUUUCCUGGUUGUUAAAGAGACAUGUUCAACAGUAUUGUCUUUUCAUUUUAUAACUUUGCAAUACUGUUGUAUAUAAUACUUUAUUUUUAUAUUGCAUUAGUACUGGACUACUGGCUCCAGCAGACCCACGUGACCGUGUAGUUAUUAUAUAGCGGAUUGGAUGAUGGAUGGAUGGAUUAGUACUGGACUAGUUAAAUAUGUUAAAUAUUUUGAUUUGAAUUAUUACUGUAAAUAGAUAUUGCAAUGUCUGAAGUGCUUAACUUAUUUGUAUGCAAGAUAUAUUUUUUUUUUCCUAAAGGAUGCUUAAAUUUGCCUCUGUAUAUUCUUUACUUGUUUUAAGGAGGUUUGAAAAUGUAACUGUGGUUUUUGAUGUUGUGCUCUUCACAGAGGUCAAGCUCUGAAUGCUGCUCUGACCAGCAAACUCCAAAAGUGUUUGAUACAUUAUACUUAGUUAGCUGAUGCUUUAACUUAAAUCAACUACAACACCUUGGCAGACAACAAUAAUGUGAGUGCCCAUACUUCUAUAUUGGGAGCACUGGAAGAUGCAUUGACUCGUUAACUAUCACACAGUGACAUAUUUUAUCUGAAGUUUGACUCACAGCUUAUUAGGCUAUAAUCUGCUGCCUUAUCCAAUUUGGUCACAUUGGCUGCAACCGAUACAGAAAGGGAGUCAUAUAUAAAAUACUAUUAGUGUGUUGAGCCAUUGCAGAGAUUUUUUGGUGGAAUAAGUUCUGAAGAUGGAAAGGAUUUGGGGCCUUAGGAUCAUUAUAUAGUAUAAACCCUGUUGGAUAUUGUAAUUGAGUUAUUUUAUCAUUUUGAACUUACCAGUCCUAAUUCCGUCACAUGUAAAAACAACAUAUAAUGGGCAAAAGAUGAGACCACCAAUAUGAUGUUAUUUAGCAGUGUUUUCAGUCCCCAUGUUCUUCCAUAACAGCUUAUAUACCUCAUGCCAGUGUCUGGAAUUCUGCAGGAUAGAUGCAUUGCCAGUCAGUUUAUACCUUCUUGAUAAGUUGAAGGACACAGCUGCAGAUAUUAUUCCAGAAUCUACUAUAAAUACUCGAUAGAAUAUAGAUUUGGUACGUAAGAAGACUGAGUAACAAAGUGCAUGGACUGGGUUGUAUCCUGGAAAACACACUCAAAGGGACGGAAAGAGGUGGUAAAGUAUGGAGUGAAGAUGAUCACACAAAGCAAUAAAGAUGACAUUUCUAAUU